Messenger RNA from Daucus carota subsp. sativus, 1408 nucleotides. RefSeq lists its product as uncharacterized. Lineage: Eukaryota; Viridiplantae; Streptophyta; Magnoliopsida; Apiales; Apiaceae. The transcript has a single exon. Bases 302 to 1207 code for a protein of 301 amino acids. The record is from RefSeq and is a predicted model, not a curated record.
AGUUGGUCCCUCCCCAUAAUUUGGCCCUAAUCUUAAGCAUCACUCAUCUACUUUACCAAUUAACAGUUUUAUUACACACCUACUUUAAAACUAGUACCAUGUCUUUUCUUCAACUCCCACAUAAUUCAUCUCCAACCCAAGAUUUAAAACACUUGCACAUGUUUCCUACCCACAUUUCAGAACAUGGGUUUGUAAUUUCAUCUCACAUUCUCUCAUAAACACACACAUAUAUACACACCCUUUUCAUAUCUUCCUCAAAUUUUGCUCCUUUUGUGGUUUCUACUUAAAUUUUGAUAGUAAAAUGAGGGAUUCUCUGUCCUGUUUUGGUGAGAAUGGAGUUCAAGUUGCUGAUACAUCUUGUUCAAGCUCAACUGUGAGUAAAGCUUCACAGAAUUUGGUUUCUUGCACAUAUCAGUGUAAAUUAGUUGGUAAAUCUUGUUUUAUUACUGUUUCUUGGAGUAAGAAUUUGAUGGGUCAUUGCCUAAGUGUUGAGAUUGAUGAUUUGUCACUUAAAUGUUUGUGUAAAGUUGAUGUUAAGCCCACUUUGUUCUUUAAAAGAAAGGGUCUUAAGUGUAUAGAUGUGAAUUCUUUGAAAAUUUACAUUUAUUGGGACCUUUCUGUGGCAAAAUUUGGGCAGGGGCCUGAGCCCCUUGAGGGGUUUUAUGUGGGAGUUGUGUGUAAGGGUGAGAUGGUUUUGGUAGUUGGGGAUCUUAAGAAAGAAGCUUUGAAGAAGAGUGGUGCAAUUCCUUCUUUGUUUAAUUCGAUGUUUGUUUCGAAGAAAGAACAUUUAUUUGGGAAAAAGGUGUAUGGGAGCAAAGCUCAGUUUAGUGAUAAUGGACAGAUUCAUAACCUUACGAUUGAGUGCGAUGAAUAUGGGGUUGAUGAUCCUUGUCUUAUUGUUCGUUUGGAUAGUAAGCCGGUGAUGAAGGUGAGGCACCUGAGGUGGAAGUUUCGCGGUAAUCAGACUAUAUUGGUUGAUGGGCUUCCUGUGGAAAUCUUUUGGGAUGUUCAUAAUUGGCUAUUCGGUACAACUUUGGGGAAUGCAGUUUUCAUGUUCCAAACUUGUCUGUCAGCAGAGAAAUUGUGGACUGGUGAGACCUUCUUAGAUACCUCAGAACGACAAUGGUCUUGUUCACAGAGUUUUAAGGAGUCUAAAGUGCCUGGUCUUGGUUUUUGUUUGACGUUGUAUGCUUGGAAGAAUGAUUAGCGGUGAAUCAUUCUAUGAAUCUCUUGCAACUUUCAGUCAGAAGAUUUAGCUAUACUCGAUCAAUGUCCAAGAUGAUAUAUUGCUGGGAUCAGAAGGUUUAAUGUCUGUGUGAUUAUUUGGUUUUUAAUCAGUUUAUUAGAAUGUCAAAACAUUAGUCAGUAAUUCUUACUUAAUUUAUAAUUUGUUUAUUUUCUUUGCUAA